Molecule: messenger RNA, 2358 nt
Organism: Cordyceps militaris CM01
Lineage: Eukaryota; Fungi; Ascomycota; Sordariomycetes; Hypocreales; Cordycipitaceae
Product: small oligopeptide transporter, OPT family
Exons: 2
Coding region: 1-2358 (785 amino acids)
Biological process (GO): transmembrane transport
Molecular function (GO): oligopeptide transmembrane transporter activity
Source: RefSeq, a predicted model, not a curated record
AUGCCGUCGCACACCAUCUCGGCUGUUGCCGACGACCACUCGUCGUCGACCGACACAGCCCGCGACGACCUGCACCGCUUCGAGCAGAACCACCAAAACGACCCGAACCUGCCGGCCGAGAAGCUCGCCGCCGUGCACGAUGCGCUCGCUCGCGACGACGCCAAGGAGUUGGCCGCCACGGAUGCGCUCCUUGCGCAGGACUCGCCGUACGAGGAGGUGCGCGUGGCGGUGCGCAACACGGACGGCGGCGAGGUGGCCAACACGGUGCGCGCCUGGAUCCUCGGCAUGCUCUUUGUGACGCUCGGCGCGGGCUUGAAUAUGUUUCUAAGCAUGAGGAGCCCAGCGAUUGCGUUCCCAGCCAUCAUCAUACAGCUCCUGGUAUACCCCAUCGGCUGCUUCUGGGCGCGCGUCGUACCCAUGCGGACAUUCCGCCUCUUCGGUCUCGCGUGGACCUUUAACACCGGGCCCUUUACCAUCAAGGAGCACACCGUCAUCACGCUCAUGGCCAACGUCACCUUUGGCUACGCCUACAGCACCGACGCCCUGCUCGCGCUCCAGGGCAGGCCCUUUUACGACCGCAACCUCGGCUGGGGCUUCUCUCUGCUCUUCACCCUCAGCUCCCAGCUCAUCGGCAUCUCCUUUGCCGGCGUCUUUCGCCGCUUCCUCGUCUGGCCCGCCGCCAUGCUGUGGCCCGCCCAAUUCUCCAGCACCACGCUUUUUUACGCGCUCCACGACCGAGGGCGCCACGGCGCGGCAGCAGCCGACGGCUGGCGCAUCAGCCGCUACAGCUGGUUCUGCCUGGCCGGGCUGAGCAUGUUUGCGUACUACUGGCUUCCGGCUGUUCUGUUCCAGGGGCUGGCCGUCUUUUCCUUCCCCACCUGGAUCAGGCCGGAUAGUGUCGUCGUCAACCAGCUGUUUGGCGGCUACUCGGGGCUCUCCCUCCUGCCCAUUACCUUUGACUGGACCUAUGUCACUGCGUAUCUCGGUAACCCGCUUCUCGCGCCCACGCACUCUCACAUCAACACGCUCAUCGGCCUCUUCUGCUUUAUGCUGCUUCCCAUUAUCGGCAUUACCUACAGCGGGGCGCUGUGGUCCAAGUACCUACCUCUGGUCACGUCGCAGGUCUACGACAAUACUCAAAAUGCCUAUCAGGUAAACAAGAUUCUGGGCCCUGGCUUCACGUUCAGCGAGAAAAACUACAAGGACUACUCGCCCUUGUUUCUCACCCCUGCCCUGGCCCUCAACUACGGCCUCUCCUUUGCGGCGCUCAUGUCCACGCUUGUACACACGAGCCUGUACCAUGGCAAGGAAAUCUGGCACCGAUUCCGCUCCUCGCGCAACCAGGAGCCCGAUGUUCAUCUAAAGCUCAUGAAGAAAUACGACGAAGCCCCCGAGUGGUGGUACGGCGCGCUCUUUUUGUUCUCGCUCGCUCUGGGCCUGGCCACCGUGCUGGCAUAUGACUCCCAGCUUCCGUGGUGGGCAUUCUUCAUCUCCCUCCUCCUGGCGCUCAUCUUCAUGAUACCCAGCUCCAUGAUUCUGGCCGUGUCCAACAUUGUCAUAAGCCUCAACGUCCUCUCGGCCUUUUUGGCAGGCUUCAUGAUUCCCGGACGGCCCAUUGGCGUCAUGAUCUUCAAAGUGUUUAGCGUCAUCACUCUCGGGCAGGCACAGACUUAUUCUAGUGACCUGAAGCUUGGACACUACAUGAAGAUUCCACCCAAGGUGACCUUUUGGUGCCAGGUCAUUCCUACGAUUUGGGCCGUCUUUGUGCAAAUUGCCGUCAUGAACUGGACGCUGGGCAACAUUGAGAACGCUUGCGACAAUCGCCAAAAAGACCACUUCACCUGCCCGAAUGGCCGCGCUUUCUUCUCCUCCAGCAUCGUCUGGGGUGUCAUUGGCCCGCGGCGCAUGUUUGGCGUCGGUGGCAUGUACAGCUACUUCAACUUGUUCUGGAUCGGCGGCGCCGUCCUCCCUGUCAUUUUAUACCUCCUUUCUUAUAAAGUAGGCAUCAAAUUCUUUCGUCAUUUCAAUGCGCCCAUCAUGUUUGGGUCCAUGGCCUGGCUUCCGCCGGCCACACCGCUGAGCUUCUCCUCCUGGGCCAUUGUCGGCCUGAUCUUCAACAAAUGGAUUCACAACCGAUGGAACGGUUGGUGGUCAACGUACAACUACAUCACAGCGUCAGCUCUCGACGCGGGCUUGAUUUUGAGCACUGUACUCAUCUUCUUUGCGAUAACAUUCCCAGGAGUCCCUAUACCGCAGUGGUGGGGUAAUGUGGCCGUACAAAACACUCUUGAUGCGUCGUACACUGCGAUUCUCAAGACGGUGCCAGUGAAUGGCACGUUUGGACCAGAGUCGUGGUGA